CUCUCCAGCCAUGGCGGAGUCGGCGGCCACGCAGUCCCCGUCCGUGUCGUCGUCGUCGUCGCUGUCGUCCGGGCCCGAAGCCGCGUCCGCGGGGAGCCCCGGGGGCUGCCCCGCCCUGGGCCCCAAGAGCUGCGGGUCCUCGUGUGCGGAUUCCUUUGUUUCUUCCUCUUCCUCUCAGCCUGUAUCUCUAUUUUCGACCUCACAAGAAGGAUUGAGUUCUCUUUGCUCUGAUGAGCUACCUUCAGAAAUUAUGGCUUCCGCCCAUUUUUCAUCUGAAAUACAUAAAACUGACCAUACAGCAGUGCUGGGAGCAAAAAGCAAAAUGUUAGGCAGCCAGCCCCCUUUAGCAAAGGAGGGAAAAGACUGUGUGGCUCUUCUAGAUGUACAAAGGAUGGAAAAUCCUCAGGAGACCAGUAAAGACAUCGUAGACUCAUCAGUUUCUAUUGUAGCAGAAGUUCCUUGUCACCAUCCUUCCAAUCCACCCAAUCCCCCAGAUUUUGCUGCUUUAGAAAAAAGGAAGGAAGCGGGUCAAAUGGAGCAACAUAUAAAUAAGGAUCAAGAAUCCAAGAAUCCAAAUGAAGUACUGAGUAGGGGUGAUACAACUCCAUUGGUUGCUGAUGACAGGUUUACUUUGCUCCCAGUCCAGAAACCACCCACUGAGCUGUCUAAGGCCACAGGAAUUUGUUCAUAUUCCUUGUCCCCAUCUGAAGUUACAGGAAGUAGUGUUUUUGAAAAAGACUCCCCUGAAUCACCAUUUGAAGUAAUUAUUGACAAGGCAACAUUUGACAAAGAAUUUAAAGACUCCUAUAAGGAGAGCGCAAAUGACUUCGGUAGCUGGGCAGUGCACACCGACGGAGAAUCAUCUGCAGACAUUUUGGAGUCGAAUGACAAAGUGUUUCCACUGAGAAGUAAGGAGGUAGGGCGUUACCCAGCCUCUGCACUGCGCUCCAGACAGUUUUCUCACACUAAUGCAGCGUUGGAAGAGGUGUCUAGGUGCGUGAAUGAUAUGCAUAACUUUACUAAUGAAAUAUUGACGUGGGAUUUAGUUCCUCAAGUGAAACAACAAAAUGAUAAAUCAGACCACACCACAAAAGCUGCAGGACUCGACAUGAGCGGCUAUGAUUCAGAAAUUCCAGUCAUAAACCUUAAAGCUAACACUCAUCAGAAAAUUCCUGUCUGUUCUAUUAAUGGGAGCACUUCUCCCACUGCAUCUCCAGGUGACUGGGGAAAGGCACCUGUCACUAAAGAAAAUACAAUCAUUAAAAAAUCUAUGGCAGACACUCCCAGAUGCACAAAGGAAGUCAGCACAAGCACACCAGGUAUCAUCUCUAAGCAAGAUGACAUACUUUCAGAGUCCUCAGAUGCGUCAUUAGAAAAAUACACGUCUUUGGAUUCUGGAGUGAGUGCAGCGAAAGUGGUUUUGCCUGGUGACCACAUGAAGGGUGAAAUGCCCUGGCAAGACCCUGGUGUGGGAGAAGUGGCAGAGGCUGAUAGUUCUGGUGAAUCUGAUGACACAGUAAUAGAGGACAUCACAAUCGAUACAGCAUUUGAAAAUAACAAAAUUGAGACUGAGAAAUCUCCCGUUCCAUGUGCUGUUUUGAAAACUGAUGAAAAGGAAGUCAAAGAGAGCCUCACUUAUAAUAAAGAAAGCAAAACAUCAAAAAUUUCAGGCUUUGUCAGUUCCUCUGGCAAAAUAGCAUGUUCACAAGCAUCUGAUAAGAAUGUCCAGCCAGAAGAUGUGGAGCAGCCAGUUAAAACGGAGAACCCUAAACUGCCUUCAGCAGCAUCCCCAAGUGGUUUUGAUGAGACAGAAUCCCCACUACAUGUGAAAUCCUCUGCCUAUUUGGAGUUAUUACAUGAUGACAGUAUUAAAGAUAUAGAUGAUUCUUCCCCAGAAGACCUAAUAGCAGCUUUUACAGAAGACAGAGAGAAAGUAAUUGUAGAUCAAAGUGAAGCCAUAGCAACGAAGACUACAAACAUUAAGACAAGUGAACACGAAGCACGUGAUUCUGAAAUCAAAGAUUUGAAAUGUGAAGGCUUUGAACAAAGUAAAGAAAAAAAGGCAAGUACGUUUCAGGGAGUUUAUCCUGACCAAGAUAUCCCAGUUGCAUCACUUGAUUUAGAGCAGGAACAGCUCACAAUCCAGGCCCUUAAAGAGCUGAGCGAGAGGCAAGUGGAGAAGUCUGCUUCUGCACAGCACACCAUUGGAUCUCCUGAAGAACCAUUCAAGCCAACUGACACUUUCGCUCCAGAAUCAUCUUCAUCACAGAGAUCAUGUGAUGCCUUAGAACACACAGGUGUCAGAACUGGAUCUGACCCCGGGGUUUCUAAGAACCCCACUGUUGUCAAAGAAACUACUAGGGUAGAUACUAUUUCCGGCCUUAGCAAGACUGACCUGGUAAAAGAACAUAUUCUAGGAAGACUUCUGACAGACAUCUCAGUGCACGAUCUGAUUUUCUGGCGAGAUGUGAAGAAGACAGGGUUUGUCUUUGGCACCACGCUGAUCGUGCUGCUCUCCUUGGCAGCUUUCAGCGUCAUCAGUGUGGUUUCUUACCUCAUCCUGGCUCUUCUCUCUGUCACCAUCAGCUUCAGGGUCUACAAGUCUGUCAUCCAAGCUGUGCAGAAGUCAGAAGAAGGCCAUCCAUUCAAAGCAUACCUGGAUGUGGACAUCACUCUUUCCUCAGAAGCCUUCCAUAAUUAUAUGAAUGCCGCCAUGGUUCACAUCAACAAGGCCCUGAAACUUGUCAUUCGGCUCUUUCUGGUGGAAGAUCUGGUGGACUCCUUGAAGCUGGCUGUCUUCAUGUGGCUGAUGACCUACGUGGGUGCCGUUUUCAAUGGAAUCACUCUUCUGAUUCUUGCUGAUCUGCUCGUUUUCAGUGUUCCAAUUGUCUAUGAGAAGUACAAGACCCAGAUUGAUCACUAUGUUGGCAUUAUCCGUGAUCAGACCAAGUCGAUUGUUGAAAAGAUCCAAGCAAAACUCCCUGGAAUUGCCAAAAAGAAGGCAGAAUAAGUCCACGGAAAACAGAAAUGCAACAGUUACUAAAACACCAUUUAAUAGUUUUAAUGUUGUUACUUGUACUCUGAAGGAAGUGCUCAGUGUCAGCUUGAGCCUGUGUUCUACGCUUUCUAUUUUAAUUUGGUGUUUCUCCCCUCUUUCCCCUUUACUCCCACUAUCAAGCACAAGAAUUGCUGGACUAAAAACAAACAAAAAAAAAGAAGUGAUACCUUAGAACUAAAAAGAAUAAAGAGAAAAUCAAGUUGAUAGAAUAAAUCAAUACCCUAAUGGUGGUGGAGCUUUGACCUGGUAGCUUGAAAGGGGGAAGAUUGGAGGCCAGGGAGAAAACGCGAGGUAAGAACUUGAGAGACUGGGUUCUUCUAUUCAGUUCUCAAAAUGACUAGUCUUAUAAAGCUUCCCUUCAGUUUUUUUCUUAUUUUUUUAUGCUUAAGAAUAAUUAUUAAUUUAUGAAGAAAUUGGGGACAAGAAUGAGGGUCCUUCCAUGGGUUUUAUUUGUUGGGUUUUUUUUUUUUUUUUUUUGGUGCGGCCCUUUUGAUCUCCUUCCUGUCCCGCAAUGUGAGCAGCUACUCCUCAAGUUCCCCUUCUCGAGAUAACUCUGAAUAAUCGUAGGUGAUAGUGAUGAUUCCUGGUUCCCUAGUGGGGCUGGACAGGGAGUCGGGCCCAGGCUCCCUCCUGCAGGACAGGCUCCACCACGGGCAAGGUGGCAGCUGGGCGAUCCUCUCGGGCACUAGUUCUGAGCUUUAGUUUGCCGACUGGCUCCUGAAUGUGCUUUCCUCCCUCCUCCCUCCCCACUUCGCCUCACGUCCAGGUUAAUAAUAUGGUUAUCCUUUUCGCAUUAUGAACUAAAUGUCUGUAACUGCUGUAACUUGUUAGAGAACAAAAUAAUAAUCUGCAUGUGGACUCCUCAGUUAUUGAGUUCUUGUGAUCCUAUCUCAGUCUGGGGGGUGAGCUCCAGAAACUCAACAAAGGCCGCUUCCCUUUUCCUGCUUCCUUCCCCUAGCUUCCUCCUGGGCCCAGGCCACCCUAACCUGCGCUCCUCCUUGGCCCCGACACCGCUCCCGCAGAGCAGCUGCCUUGAGAUUGUGUGUCUGUGGUAGUGUCGGGAAAUGUAUUUUGGGAUUUUGGCUUCGAGGCUAACGAACUCCUAGUUGUCUUUUUCACGGUGCCUUUCCUUUCCAGACGCACCCUUGGAGAGUGUUACUCCAAGUCUUAGAUGAAGGUACCAGGCAGGGCCCCGUUACAUUGUUGGGCUCCAAGCACUUAAAAGACAGCAGAACAGCUCCCACUGACAUGAAGAGACCGCCUGAAACCUGUGAGACCCUUGUAUGUGUCUUCCUCCCCUUCCUACUGGAAGGAGCCUCAGUAAACUUCAAAGAAAAAGGUGCAGUUGGUUCCUUCUGCUCUUAACUCCUCACCCCUAGAAGGGAUCCAAGGGCUCAGGUGACUCAACAGGCUUGGAAGUGGACAAGGACAUGCGACCUUUCUGGGGGAAUUUCUUAGGAAUUUAGAUGGGCGGAAGGUGGUCUCACUCAAAAUUUUCUCUUUGCUGCUCUCCCCUCUUUUUUUAAUUCAAAGCUGACUUAUUGUCUGCGUAGGACCCACAUCCUGUACCCGCUUCCUCUGCUCUCCCGGGAAGCCAGGGCUCGGCCUUUCCCUCCAAGGACUUUUCUGCACCAAUGCCUCCUCACCUCGUUCUCUUGUUUUGUUUCUGCUGUGUUUAGAUAAUUCGACAAAUCUGUGCCACACAAGGAAAAAAAUUUUUUUAAAGAAAAGCCUAUAGACGAAAAAUUGCUAAUGAAACUCGUGUGCGUGUGUGUGUGCAACAUAAAAUACAGUAGCGCCUAUGGAGCUUGAAUCUUGGUUCCUGUAAAACUGAAAAUUGAUGUAUUAAUAAAAACCAGGAAAAAUA
Messenger RNA from Suncus etruscus (white-toothed pygmy shrew), 4925 nucleotides. RefSeq names its product reticulon 3 (gene RTN3). The coding region runs from base 11 to 3010 and encodes 999 amino acids. Gene Ontology annotation, cellular component: postsynaptic density; neuron projection. NCBI's taxonomy places the organism in Eukaryota, Metazoa, Chordata, Mammalia, Eulipotyphla, Soricidae. The transcript has 9 exons. The record is from RefSeq and is a predicted model, not a curated record. Gene Ontology annotation, biological process: neuron differentiation; endoplasmic reticulum tubular network formation; brain development.